Plodia interpunctella (Indianmeal moth) is the source of this 711-nucleotide messenger RNA. RefSeq names its product insecticyanin-A-like. Gene Ontology annotation, biological process: lipid metabolic process; response to reactive oxygen species. The record is from RefSeq and is a predicted model, not a curated record. The transcript has 4 exons. Lineage: Eukaryota; Metazoa; Arthropoda; Insecta; Lepidoptera; Pyralidae. Gene Ontology annotation, molecular function: pigment binding. Gene Ontology annotation, cellular component: cytoplasm. The coding region runs from base 62 to 691 and encodes 209 amino acids.
UUGAUACACUCCAUAACACGUUGACUUUUUGUAUAAAAAGAACUUAUGAAAAAUUAAAAUUAUGUUGAAUGUAGUGUUUUUUGUACUUAUUUGUGUAGUUCUUAAUAAUGGUAUAUCGAAUUCUCAAGUCCUGCAAUUUGGUCGGUGCACUGAUGUGAAAACCAUGGAAUACUUUCAAUUGGAAAAAUUUCUCGGUCUCUGGUACGAGAUCGAGCGGUUUCCGAUCUGGUACGAGGACUAUGGUAGCUGCGCUUACAAGCGGAUUCAGGCAUGUGGCAGACACAUUGAGAUUGAUCAUUCGUUCAUCAGAGACGGCGUUCAGUACAUCCUUCAUGUUAACAGCAGUUAUGUACCGGGAGAUGAUGCUGUUUUUGUUAUUGAACAUAACAAUAUUGAUCCAAUGGGUGUUCCUCUGACAAUAAUAACCACAGAUUACACAAAUUACGCAGUCGUCUACGGAUGCAAUUUUAAUGAACACAUCGGUAUUAAAUACAUUUCAGCCUGGAUUCUGUCAAGAAAUUCAACCUUAGACACAGAGACACGCGACAAGGCUCGUUUGGAACUAAAUGCGAUACCUUACGCAAGUGUAGCAUAUCUGGAGCCAGUUCCUCAAAGUGAAGCUGACUGUGACUUCCACUGGACAGCCCAUGUGCAGUCCGUUAAUAUGGAAAAUUAUAUAAACAAUGAUUAAAGUAAAGUAACAUAAUAUCA